ACUGGCUGGCGAUGCACUCAACAGUUGAGUAUUAGCGGUGAAUCAGUGAAUAGGCAGCGCUAAAAUGGGUUUUACGAGAACAGUUUAUUUGGCUACAGCCUUAUUGGGCGUGGCUAGUUUGGCGUUGGUGCAAGCUGACGAACAAAUUUAUCGCAUGUGUGUGCCUCAAAAAUACUACAAAGACUGCUUGGAUCUGCUGAAGGAUCCCUCUGAGGCUGGCAUAAAAAUGGAAUGUGUCGCUGGACGUGAUCGCAUCGAUUGCUUGGACAAAAUCAAUCAACGUAAGGCUGAUGUGCUCGCCAGCGAACCGGAGGAUAUGUAUGUUGCUUAUCAUACUAAGAAUCAGGAUUAUCGUGUCAUCUCGGAAAUACGCACGAAGGAGGAUAAGGAUGCCGAGUUCCGUUAUGAGGGCAUUAUUUUGGUGAAGAAAAAUUCGAAUAUUAACAGCAUGAAGGAGCUGCGCGGCAAGAAAUCCUGUCACACCGGUUUUGGACGCAAUGUGGGCUAUAAGAUUCCCAUCACCAAGUUGAAGAAUACACACAUUUUGAAAGUUUCUUUGGAUCCCGAUGUGACCGCCACCGAACGUGAGUUGAAGGCUUUGUCUGAAUUCUUUACACAAUCCUGCCUGGUUGGCUCCUACUCGCCAUAUCCUGAAACUGACCGUCUGCUGAAAAAGAAAUACUCCAACUUAUGCGAACUAUGCGAAAAACCCGAGCAGUGCAACUACCCUGACAAGUUCUCUGGUUAUGAUGGCGCAAUUCGUUGCUUGGACAAAGGCAAGGGUGAGGUAGCCUUCACCAAGGUGCAAUACAUCAAGAAAUACUUUGGCCUCACACCGGGUUCCAUUGCCGAAGGUGACCCCUCCGAGUUCGAAUAUCUCUGCGAGGAUGGCAGCCGUCGCCCAGUCACCGGCCCGGCUUGCUCUUGGGCUCAACGGCCAUGGACUGGCUACAUCUCAAACGCUGAUUCAGUAAAUGGCGAGCAGAAAUUACACAACUUACAAAAUCGUUUAGAGAAAUUCUUCGAAAAUGGCUUACAUGCUGAGAACAAGCUGGCAGCAGAACAUUUGCUCAUUAAUGAAAAUGCUGUGUACCACAGCAAGCCAGAGGCCGUCGAACCAAAAGUGUACCUGGAACGCGCCGGCUACAAGGAUGUCAUCGAACGUGACGGCAGCGCCAUUCGAAAGAUGCGUCUCUGCGUGCAAACCGACAUUGAGUUGGCCAAAUGCGAUACGAUGCGUCGUGCAGCCUACUCGCGUGACAUACGUCCCGAAUUGGAAUGCGUGCAGGAGAAUGAUUGUUUGAUUGCCGUAAAGGAGCAGAAGGCAGACUUGGUGGCACUGCAUGCCAACAACUACAAAGAGGCGCGCGAUGACAAACUCAAGCCGAUUGUUUAUGAAAGCUAUGGACCCGAUAAUGUCUAUGUGGCCAUCGUAGAGCCGAGCGCCAGCAAGGAUGUGCAAAAGUUGCCAAUCAACUUUGAUGCACAGAACGAACGCGCUCGCCAGGCGGCGGUCUUCUUGAACAAACGUCGCAGCAUAAGUCCCUGUCAGACUACCCCGUCCACUGACAAGAAUCUCAUG
Rhagoletis zephyria (snowberry fruit fly) is the source of this 1582-nucleotide messenger RNA. RefSeq names its product transferrin-like. Gene Ontology annotation, cellular component: early endosome; extracellular region; recycling endosome. Gene Ontology annotation, biological process: iron ion transport. The record is from RefSeq and is a predicted model, not a curated record. NCBI's taxonomy places the organism in Eukaryota, Metazoa, Arthropoda, Insecta, Diptera, Tephritidae.